Soboliphyme baturini is the source of this 1323-nucleotide messenger RNA. Lineage: Eukaryota; Metazoa; Nematoda; Enoplea; Dioctophymatida; Soboliphymatidae. The record is from the annotation of a GenBank genome assembly.
AUGGAAGAAGCCGAUGGUAUUAUUUUGAUGGCGCUGAAGGAUCUCGAGUGUGAUGUCGCCCACGUUCACAGUGUUGAUGAAAUGGACGGCAAACGUAUUUUUGAAUGCGUUGAUCUUGGAUACGUGCAUGAUAUCGGUUAUCACACCAUCCUCUACGGAAGUGUGAGUGACGUACGCCAGCUGUUCUGCUUUCUUAUUGAGCUGCUGCCGAAGGACGCCGGCUCAGAGCAGGUAGCUGAAAAAAACACAUUGGACGACUUCCGAAGGCAGCUGAGGUCGACUCUGCGCUUCGAACUCGACAAACCGCUGUUGCCGUGGGGUUUGAACUACCUUGUUGUGAGUCGCUGUAUCGAUUUGCAAAAGAUGGCUAAGAAUGGCUGGGUGACGCUGGAAAAGGUGUUCGUUCAAGGUUCGUCGACUGGACUUGAUCAGAAAUUGAGGGAAACGACUCUUUCGGUGCUACCUCCAAAACAACAGAAAGACAUCGAAAAGUCUUCAGAAGAAUACCUGGCAGAUAUACUGAAAUACGAGAAUAGCCUUGCUGUGAAUGCCAAAACGAUAGCAGAGCUGAAGCAAAUAGUUGAAUCAGAAGAAGAUGACCUUCGCGAUCAAGAGCGAUUACUUGCACUUUUAAAUGCUCCUGAGGAUUUGGAACAAUUGAAGGAGAACGUUUUUUCCCUUACGGCUACAGUCGAAGCGUUGCGGUUAGAAAAGUCUAAGCUCCAAGAAACGUCAAAGCAGAGUCACACAGUACAGACCGAAGAUUUGGAAGAAGCCCAGCGAUUGGCGGAGAGUCAACGAGAGAAUGCGGCAUUGACAGAAAUGCUUCAUAGCCAAAUGCGGCUGUUGCAUGAAUUGAAAAAAGGACUGAACAUCAACCACGUGUGUCAGAACAGGUCGACUUAUACAUUGAGAAUCUUGGAAAUCACCGAAAAUAUUAAAAAGCAGAAACUUGAAAUUGCAAAGAUUAUUGGUGACAUCAAGCUUCUGCAGAAGGAUAUUAACCUCAUUUCAGGCAAACUUGAGAGGACUUUCGUCGAGACGGAAAACAGGCUUCUGAAGUACCCUGACACCGACCAGUUCAAAAACCUGAUCACGAGUACUCACGAACAGUGUGCCCGUAUCAUACGAAUUAUUGAAGAUAAUUAUCAUAUCCGUCGCGAUAACAAGGAUUUGGAAGAUCAGAUUCUUCUCGAGAAGUCGAGGCUGAACAAAGAAGCCGCUGAAAAACUUUACCGAGAUUAUAAGGAACUUUGCCUUGAAAAUCAGGCUCUGGCUGCUCAGCUCGGCGAAUAUCAAAAGGAACCCGUCAAGGCGGUCUGA